UCUGUUGCUCCACUUCACUCACCUUUCACCGCUCAACGGUUUCCGAUUCGCGGAAACGACACCACUCGCCGCAGCGAGAAGACGGAAACCAGAAAACAUGCUUUCACUUAUCAAACGCACCAAGCCCGUGCUGAUCACGGCCACAACCAAACACUUCACUGCCAUAAUUUUCACUCCCUCCAUCCUCACCUCCCGGAAACCUCCCUUUUCGUCACUCCCGAGAAAAACCGUGAAUGUCGGGGUUGGUUUUGUUCGCCACCUAAGUGACGGAACCACCACAGAUUACGACCACAUUAGGGCUAACGUGAAUUGCCCUCGAUGCUCCUCUCAAAUGCCGGUACUGUUCUCGAACCGGCCGCUGUCUAUCACCGGCAGAGAAACUGGCAUUUAUCAAGCGGUCAAUUUUUGCCCUAAUUGCAAAACGGCAUUCUAUUUCAGGCCGUUUAAGUUGGAGCCAUUGCAGGGUAGCUUCAUUGAGCUUGGUAGGGUUAAGGGGUUUGACAAUAGUAGUAGUGGUAAUAGUAGUUGUAAGGAUACCAAAAGCAUUGUUGAGAAAGAUUGUGAUAGAAGUGAAAAGGUGGAGGAGGUUUCUGAUGAUAUGAGGUUGGAGAAAGAAUUGCCAACGCCUAAGGAGAUUUGUAAAGGGCUAGAUGAUUUUGUGAUUGGGCAGGAUAAAGCAAAAAAGGUGCUUUCUGUGGCAGUCUACAACCACUACAAAAGGAUCUAUCAUGCUUCCAGGCAGAAAGAAUCUGGUACUAGGUCAGGAGUGCACUUGGGUUUUAAUGAUAUUCAAAAUGAUGACAAUGAGUUUGUCGAGUUAGACAAGAGCAAUGUAUUAUUGAUGGGCCCUACUGGCUCAGGGAAGACUUUACUUGCAAAAUCACUGGCUCGCAUUGUGAAUGUACCGUUUGUAAUUGCUGAUGCGACAACACUAACACAGGCAGGUUAUGUUGGGGAAGAUGUGGAGUCAAUUUUGUACAAGCUGCUUGCGGCAUCUGAAUUCAACGUGGAAGCAGCACAGAAAGGGAUUGUUUACAUUGAUGAAGUCGACAAAAUAACUAAAAAGGCAGAGAGUUCCAAUAUUGGCAGAGAUGUAUCUGGAGAGGGUGUUCAACAGGCAUUACUAAAAAUGCUGGAAGGAACAAUUGUAAAUGUUCCUUUUCCUGAUAAAGGACCUCGGAAGCAUUCUCAUGGCGAUAUAAUUCAGAUAGACACAAAAGACAUCCUUUUCAUAUGUGGUGGAGCAUUUGUUGAUUUGGAGAAAACCAUUUCAGAAAGACGACAAGAUGCUUCUAUAGGCUUUGGAGCACCAGUUCGUGCAAACAUGAGAACUGGUGGAAUGACUGAUUCUGUGGUGACAUCAUCAUUAUUGGAAUCUGUAGAAAGUGGUGACCUAGUUGCAUAUGGCCUGAUUCCUGAAUUUGUUGGACGGUUCCCCAUACUAGUGAGCUUGUCGGCGUUGAAUGAGGACCAGCUGGUUCAGGUCCUAAUGGAGCCAAAAAAUGCUCUUGGUAAACAAUACAAAAAGAUGUUCAAUAUGAAUAAUGUCAAACUAGUUUUCACUAAUGAUGCAUUGAGAUUGAUUGCAAAGAAAGCAAUGGCGAAGAACACUGGUGCCCGAGGUUUGAGAGCUAUCUUAGAAAACAUUCUCACUGAAGCAAUGUAUGAGAUUCCAGACAAGAAGACAGGAAACAGUUUUGUUAGCACAGUUUUGGUUGAUGAAGAGGCUGUUGGAUCAGUUGAUGCGCCAGGAUGUGGAGCAAAAAUUCUUCAUGAGGAUGUUGCAUUGGGGUGUAAUCUUCAUGAAACAAAGUUGAAAGAAUUUAUGGGAAAGGGUGGGGCUGCGCAGGAUGAGUUGUUGGAGGGUGAAGUAGAGUUUCAGUCAAGAGCCCUGUCAUUGUAACUUAUUCCUUAGCAUGUAUAUAUUACCUCAAGAUGACAUUUAUAGCUUGCAAGCGUUUGUUCCUUGUGCUCACCAUCUGAAAACCGAAGCAAGAUUAGAUUAAAAUGAAUGAAGGCAUAUAACUAUGAUGGUAUCGUAGUGCCUCGCACACUAUCUUGUAUUCUAAAAUCAAGUAAAAGAUAUAUAAUUAAAAAUCUACUAUUUUAAAAGGGUGGAAAAUAGUGAAAAGAAGCAGCAUCAUUUUGUGAUCAA
This is a messenger RNA of Hevea brasiliensis (rubber tree), 2155 nucleotides long. Its product is annotated as CLP protease regulatory subunit CLPX2, mitochondrial. Gene Ontology annotation, cellular component: mitochondrial matrix. The coding region runs from base 98 to 1903 and encodes 601 amino acids. Gene Ontology annotation, molecular function: ATP-dependent protein folding chaperone; ATP binding; ATP hydrolysis activity. The record is from RefSeq and is a predicted model, not a curated record. Gene Ontology annotation, biological process: proteolysis; protein folding; protein catabolic process. Lineage: Eukaryota; Viridiplantae; Streptophyta; Magnoliopsida; Malpighiales; Euphorbiaceae. The transcript is spliced from 15 exons.